Messenger RNA from Oncorhynchus kisutch (coho salmon), 3634 nucleotides. Its product is annotated as gastrula zinc finger protein XlCGF17.1-like. The transcript has a single exon. The record is from RefSeq and is a predicted model, not a curated record. Gene Ontology annotation, molecular function: sequence-specific DNA binding; DNA-binding transcription factor activity, RNA polymerase II-specific. Gene Ontology annotation, biological process: regulation of transcription by RNA polymerase II. Lineage: Eukaryota; Metazoa; Chordata; Actinopteri; Salmoniformes; Salmonidae. The annotation marks the transcript as partial. Gene Ontology annotation, cellular component: nucleus.
ACAUGUAUAUCACAUCAACUGACUGGUUCUUCUGAUGUUGUUCACACAGGAGACAAUGUUGAGACAUUCUCUACAUCUAGAGAGCAACAGCAGGAAGAUCCCAGAGCUAAGAGGUCUCACCCCUGCCCACAUUGUGAGGAGAUUUUCCCAUUUCUAUCAAAGCUAAAAGUACACCUAAAAAUACACACAGGAGAGAAUCGGUAUUCCUAUACUGACGGUGGGAAGAAUUUCACAACAUCCAAGGCUCUGACAGUUCAUCAGAGAGUGCACACAGGAGAGAAGCUGUUCCCCUGCUCUGACUGUGUAAAAUGCUUCACAACAUCAACUAGGCUAAAAGUUCAUCAAAGAACACACACAGGAGAGAAGCCUUACAUCUGCUCUGACUGUGGGAAGAGUUUCUCUCUACUGCGCAACUUAAAACGACACGAACGUAUACACACAGGAGAGAAGCUUUAUUCCUGCUCUGACUGUGCCGCGAGGUUCUCUCUACUGUGCAACUUAAAACGACAUGAAUGUAUACACACAGGAGAGAAGCCUUACUCCUGCUCUGACUGUGGAAAGAGUUUCUCUCUACUGGGCCACUUAAAAAGACACCAACAUAUACAUACGGGAGAGAAGCCUUACUCCUGCUCUGACUGUGGAAAGAGUUUCUCUCGACUGGGCCACUUAAAAACACAUAAACAUAUACAUACAGGAGAGAAGCCUUUCUCCUGCUCUGACUGUGUAAAAUGCUUCACAACAUCAACUGAGCUAAAAGUCCAUAAAAGAACACACACAGGAGAGAAGCCUUACUCCUGCUCUGAUUGUGUAAAAUGCUUCACAACAUCAACUAGGCUAAAAGUUCAUCAGAGAACACACACAGGAGAGAAGCCUUACAUCUGCUCUGACUGUGCGGCGAGUUUCUCUGUACUGUGCCACUUAAAACGACAUGAAAGUAUACACACAGGAGAAAAGCCUUACUCCUGCUCUGACUGUGCGGCGAGUUUCUCUCUACUGUGCAACUUAAAACGACAUCAACGUUUACACACAGGAGAGAAGCCUUAUCACUGCACUGACUGUGAGAAGAGAUUCUACAGAUUGGGCCAUUUAAAAAGACACCAAUGUAUACAUAAAGGAGAGAAGUUUUCUCAGACCAGCUAAGAUUAGACACUCCACUUAAUGACAUGAGAAUUAAAUAAUUGGCAACGUUGAAUUGAAUCAAAUGAAGAAAGCGUAGAACACUCAAUUGUUAUCCUGUUGUUUCUCACUGUGAGAGAACUGUACAGAGGGAAUGGAGCAUUCUAGAAUGUUAGCCUCUCUUUACUGAUCAGUGUACACCUUGACAGUUUUGGUGAGUAGUGUUAGCAUCUACUGUAAAGAUAUUGAGAUGACCUUGGAUUUGCCCUUAAGGUUGAAUAUCCUUUGUGAGGCGUCUCACUAUAGAGUGGAGUCUGAUGGGUAACUGAGUGGUACUGCUUCACUCUGCAGUUUUCUGUGGGAUUUAGCUAGUAGAUACAACAUGCACUGAGUGUACAAAACAUUAACGACACCUGUUCUUUCCUUGACAUAUCCUUAAUGAUCUAGUUGUUGUGUAUUUAUUAUAGAUCCUCAUUAGCUUUCAACAAAAAACAAACUGCGGUUGCACUGGACUAAGGAAUGAAAACACUGGACACUGGAAAAUUGGAAACAUACUGCCUGGUCUGAUGAAUCCCAGUUCCUGCUGUUUCAUACUGAUGGGAGGAAAUGGUGGAAAAAGUACCUAACUGUCAUACUUGAGUAAAAGUAAUGAUACCUUAAUAUAAAAUGACUCAAUUAAAAGUGAGUCACCCAGUAAAAUACUACUUGAGUAAAAGUAUUUGGUUGUAAAGAUACUUAAGUAUCAAAAGUGAAAGUAUGAAUAAUUUCAAAUUCCUUCAAUUAAGUAAACCAGAUGGCACAUUUGUCUUUAAAAAAAAUAUAUAUAUAGUACGGAUAGCAAGGAGCAGACUCCAACACUCAGACAUCAUUUACAAACAAAGCAUUUGUGUUUAGUGAGUCUGCCAGAUCAGAGGCAGUGGGGAGGAACAGGGAUGUUAUCUUUAAGUGUGUGAAUUGGACCAUUUCCUGUCCUGCUAAUCAUAAAAAAUGUAAGGGGUACUUUUGGGUGUCAGGGAAAAUGUAUGGAGUAAAAAUAAAAUGAUUUUCUUUAGGAAUGUAGUGAAAUAAAAGUUGUGAACAAUAUAAAUAGUAAAGUACAGAUACCACUAAAGUAGGUCUUCAAAUAAUUUAUUAUUUCGUGCUUUACACCACUGCAUGCAUCCAUGCUGUGUGUCAGCAUUGCAGGCUGGUGGUGUGAUGGUUGGGGUGUGUUUUCAGGGCACACAUUGGGCCCCUUGAUAAAAGCUGAGCAAUGUUUGAAUGCCACAGGAUAUCUAAAUAAUUACUGCCAAUCAGGUGCCUCCCUUCAUGGCAGCAGUGUAUCCAUCUGCAAAUAGAUUUCUUCAGCAGUAUUAUGCCACAAGACUUGUCCAGGAAUGGUUCCAAGAACAUGACAGAGAAUUCAGUUUACUGUGGGAGGAGAUGGAACGAGCUAUUCAGAGUAGACACCUUGGACAGUCUAUGCACCAAUGAAUUGAGGAUGUUCUGAGGACAAAGAGGGGUGCAACUCAAUAUUUUGGAGGUGUUCCUAAUGUUUUGUACACAGUGUAUAUCGGAUAAAGAUGGGGUGGUCAGUUUUUAGCAUUGGUAUCGGUGUAUUAUUUUAUUACUAACUUUUGUUUAAUGAUUAACAGACUGAAUCUACUACUUGUUUAUUUAAUUGUCUUUAAUACUUGAUUCAUUAUUGUAGUCAUUGAUGAUGAAUGUAUUUGAAUAACUGUAUUGAAGUUAAUUGAUCUGGUGGCAGGUAGCCUAGUGGUUAAGAGUGUUGGGCCAGUAACUGAAAGGUUGCUUGUUUGAAUCCCGAGCCGACUAGGUGAAAAAUCUGUCAUUGUGCCCUUGAGCAAGGCAAUUAACCCUUAUUUGUCCUGUAAGUUGCUCUGGAUAAAAACAUCUCCUAAAUGACAAAAAUGUAAUGAAAAAUAAUGUUUGUACAUACAUUUUUUUCUCUCUUGUGUAUAAUUAAAUGAAAUAAACUGUUUGAAGUGACAUACUGUAUAUACAAUACACAACAUUACCACUUUGUUUACCCUGGCCAGAGGGACAGGACCAUAGUAAACUAGACUAUGUAACUGCUGUUGUUAGUAGCCUAGAGUUUCCAUGUAAUACAGCAUGUCAGAUCACUAAUGAUUAGGUGUUAAGGCUGCUACAUUUCUGCUUAUGUCUUUUGGGAGUGAUAUGUUAUCAGGCUAAGUAACUACUAGGUACAUUAUUUACUAAUUUCAAUCUUAUACCAACCAACCCUAUGCUUGGUGUGACUGUUAUGGUCAGAACAGACCAUCUGAUAUGCACUUAAAUAUUGUAAUAUGCAACUUUGAAUUAAAAUGUAAGAGGACCAGUGCUUCUACAGUGAAUCACAUUGUGCUGUUUGAGAGAGAUGUUGUUAGACUGCAUUGUAUCAUUGUUUCCUCUUCUGAGUGCACUGGUGGGCAACAAUAUAAUUUCAAUUCACAGAGACAAUGAAUAUUUCAAAUACUUAUUUUCCACCAUAAUUUGUAAAUAAAUUCAUUAAAUCCUA